Messenger RNA from Strongylus vulgaris, 384 nucleotides. The record is from the annotation of a GenBank genome assembly. Lineage: Eukaryota; Metazoa; Nematoda; Chromadorea; Rhabditida; Strongylidae.
AUGGGCAACGGUUGUAAAGAAGGCGGACUGCGCAAUGGCGAUCUCAUCAUUGCUGCAGCCAGUCCUGUUGGUGACGUUGGCGCCGUUGGGUAUACAGCUCUUGUAGUAGUAGGGCGACGAGUGGUCGUCCUUCGGGUUGUGGUUCUUGUAGUAGUAGGGCGACGAGUGGUGGUCGUCCUUCGGGUUGUGGUUCUUGUAGUAGUCGUUGGCCUUCGGGUUGUGGUUCUAGUAGUAGUUGUUGUUCUACGAGUUGUGGUGGUCGUUGUUCCCCGAGUUGUAGUAGUGGGUGUUGUUCUCGUAGUUGUGGUUGUUGAUCUAGUCGUAGUAGUCGGAGUUGUUCUUGUUGUUGUUGUUGUAGGUGUCGUAGUUGUUGUGACGGGUUGA